AUGAAAAGAGUGAUGCCACCCACACAGGACUGGGGACUCCUCUUAGCCACCCACACAGGACUGGGGACUCCUCCUACCUUCUCCCGUCACCGCCCCUUAGCCACCCACACAGGACUGGGGACUCCUCCCACCUUCUCCCGUCACCGCCCCUUAGCCACCCACACAGGACUGGGGACUCCUCCCACCUUCUCCCGUCACCGCCCCUUAGCUACCCACACAGGACUGGGGACUCCUCCCACCUUCUCCCGUCACCGCCCCUUAGCCACCCACACAGGACUGGGGACUCCUCCCACCUUCUCCCGUCACCACCCCUUAGCCACCCACACAGGACUGGGUACUCCUCCCACCUUCUCCCGUCACCGCCCCUUAGCCACCCACACAGGACUUGGGACUCCUCCCACCUUCUCCCGACACCGCCCCCUAGCCACCCACACAGGACUGGGGACUCCUCCCACCUUCUCCCGUCACCGCCCCUUAGCCACCCACACAGGACUUGGGACUCCUCCCACCUUCUCCCGUCACCGCCCCUUAGCCACCCACACAGGACUGGGGACUCCUCCCACCUUCUCCCGUCACCGCCCCUUAGCCACCCACACAGGACUAGGGGCUCCUCCGACGUUCUCUCGUCACCGCCCCUUAGCCACCCACACAGGACUUGGGACUCCUCCCACCUUCUCCCGACACCGCCCCCUAGCCACCCACACAGGACUGGGGACUCCUCCCACCUUCUCCCGUCACCGCCCCUUAGCCACCCACACAGGACUGGGGACUCCUCCCACCUUCUCCCGUCACCGCCCCUUAGCCACCCACACAGGACUGGGGACUCCUCCCACCUUCUCCCGUCACCGCCCCUUAGCCACCCACACAGGACUGGGGACUCCUCUUAGCCACCCACACAGGACUGGGGACUCCUCCCACCUUCUCCCGUCACCGCCCCUUAGCCACCCACACAGGACUUGGGACUCCUCCCACCUUCUCCCGUCACCGCCCUUAGCCACCCACACAGGACUGGGUACUCCUCCCACCUUCUCCCGUCACCGCCCCUUAGCCACCCACACAGGACUGGGGACUCCUCCCACCUUCUCCCGUCACCGCCCCUUAGCCACCCACACAGGACUGGGGACUCCUCCCACCUUCUCCCGUCACCGCCCCUUAGCCACCCACACAGGACUGGGGACUCCUCCCACCUUCUCCCGUCACCGCCCCUUAGCCACCCACACAGGACUGGGGACUCCUCCCACCUUCUCCCGUCACCGCCCCUUAGCCACCCACACAGGACUGGGGACUCCUCCCACCUUCUCCCGUCACCGCCCCUUAGCCACCCACACAGGACUGGGGACUCCUCCCACCUCCCGUCACCGCCCCUUAGCCACCCACACAGGGGGGUGA
Oncorhynchus tshawytscha (Chinook salmon) is the source of this 1389-nucleotide messenger RNA. RefSeq lists its product as uncharacterized. Lineage: Eukaryota; Metazoa; Chordata; Actinopteri; Salmoniformes; Salmonidae. The record is from RefSeq and is a predicted model, not a curated record. The coding region runs from base 1 to 1389 and encodes 462 amino acids. The transcript has 2 exons.